AUGGCCGACAAGAAAACCCUCGUCCUCGUUCUCGGCGCAACUGGGCGCACUGGACGAAGCGUCAUUGACGGUCUGCUCAGAUCCGCUGACUGGGAUCGUAUCUGCCCUACGUACAAUAUCGCUACGCUGACGCGCCCAGCCUCAGCAUCCAAACCGGAAGUGGACAUACUUCGUUCGCAAGGCGUCGAGAUCCGCAUCGGCGACUACGCCACCGACCCGCCUUCAAAACUGUCUGGGUACCUGGACGGCGUGGACGUGCUUCUGAGCACGGUGUCAGCCCAAGCGGCUGCAUCGCAGAAGCCGAUCUUGAAGACAGCGGUAGAGGCUGGUGUGAAGAGGGUCAUUCCGUGCGACUUUGGGACGCCCGGAGCCAAAGGUGUUCGAGCGCUGAACGAUAUGAAACUCGAGAUCAGAGAGUACCUCAGAGAGCUCUGCGCUACAUCUAGUGGCCUCUCUACCUACACCUUCAUCGACAUCGGGUGGUGGAUGCAGUACUUGGUACCUACGUCGUCCAAGGUCCCUUCGCCGAUCGGUCCAGGCGCGGAUGAAUACUACGCGGAAGACGACAAACCGGUGCUUCUUAUGGAUGUCGACCGUAUCGGGCCCUACGUCGCACGGAUUGUGCGGGAUGCGCGGGCAGCGAACCAGUAUAUCAUUAUAUGGCAAGACGAACUCACGUUGAGACAAUCACGCGAGAUUGCAGAAUCGGCGAGCGGGGAGGCCGAGGCCAUCCGGGCGAGACGUGUCUUGCUCGACGAGGAGACGCUACUCCAGCGCAUCGCUGAGAAAAAGGCGCAAUACAUCGCAUCAGGUGAACCGUACACGGGCCAAGUGUGCACGUACUCGGAGUACAUGAUCAGCAUCCACUUUCUGGGCGAGAACUCGCUCGCGAAUGCGAAGAGGCUCGGUGCACUCGAUGCACGGGAGCUCUAUCCCGAAAUCGUACCUGAGACGUUUGGGCUGUUCGCCAAGAGGUAUUAUGGAUGAUGGAGAGCGAAGGAGCUGGGUGCAUAGAGGACGCGGGGUUGGCAUCGAGCGCGGGCAGAGACGACACCACCGUAAGCUCAGACCAGUCCUGGCACGAGCAGACAAGUCGUCCCUCCAUUGAAUAGUAUUUCGAAUUCGAAGACUCUGUAAAGACACUUGAAUUCUGAGAGACUUCGCAGAGCUGGAAGGUGAGAAUUCGAAGAUGGUAUGUUUGCGUGCAGCCACGCACCGCAGCCACAGUCGCCCGCCGAUCGCGUCCGCAUCAGACCGAAUAUAGUAGG
Molecule: messenger RNA, 1268 nt
Organism: Fomitopsis serialis
Lineage: Eukaryota; Fungi; Basidiomycota; Agaricomycetes; Polyporales; Fomitopsidaceae
Exons: 4
Coding region: 1-987 (328 amino acids)
Source: RefSeq, a predicted model, not a curated record